AUGUCGAGGAGGAUACAACUUUUCCUUGCUGUUGCCAUUCUUUUGGUGGCAUUCCGAACGGUUGCCGCCCAAGAUACGAUUGUGGCGCCUCCGUUGGUACGCCUCGGUAUACCCUCAAAUCUGUCAGAAUACGAGGCUGUCUGUGGAUUCGUGGGAGAUGGAAACAUGUAUGGCAAAGGGAUCCGCAUUGGAAUGUACCUCCAAUGGAUCACCUCGAGUCUUGCAUACAACUUUGUGCCAGAAGAAGCGCUUAAUAUCGCAAAUUCACUAAUCAGCUUGUCUGUAGGACUGAUUUAUAUUACGGUUAACAACAAGGAGCUCUAUGCCGUGGAAUGUUGGAUCGUCCUUUUGAUGUGUAUGGGUGGCGUGGCUUCAGAACGAGGUUUUGCGAGCUAUAAGAGCUCGGAUAUUGGACGACUCAUCAAACUGAUACUCGGUCUGGCUAUCAUCGGCUACUGGGCAUGGUUCGUCUUUAGUGGUAUGGACAAGAUGAUAGCGACGCCCUGUAGUCGAACCGCCUUUUUCUUCGCCAAAGUGGUAAGCAACCCCAAUCAAUGA
Molecule: messenger RNA, 558 nt
Organism: Acaulospora colombiana
Lineage: Eukaryota; Fungi; Glomeromycota; Glomeromycetes; Diversisporales; Acaulosporaceae
Source: the annotation of a GenBank genome assembly